CCCGCCGACUCUUUAGAACGUUCAGUCGCAGUCGCCGCAUUCGAAGCAGAGAAUCUCUGAGCUCCUCGAAGUUCCGCGCUCCCGGGAACUGCGCCGCUGGUUUAGCAUCGUCCUUUCGUAAUAGCCAGGCAAGAUGAGGGAAAUCGUGCACAUUCAAGCUGGGCAAUGUGGUAAUCAAAUCGGUGCUAAGUUUUGGGAGGUGAUUAGUGAUGAACAUGGGAUUGACCCCACUGGAACUUACCAUGGUGACAGUGAUUUGCAGCUGGACCGCAUCAGUGUUUACUACAAUGAGGCCACCGGUGGUAAAUAUGUCCCUCGCGCCAUCUUGGUUGAUUUGGAGCCUGGAACCAUGGACUCCGUGAGGUCUGGGCCUUUUGGCCAGAUCUUCCGACCAGACAACUUUGUAUUUGGCCAGAGUGGAGCUGGUAACAACUGGGCCAAAGGUCACUAUACAGAAGGUGCUGAGCUGGUUGAUUCAGUCCUGGAUGUAGUGAGGAAGGAAGCGGAGAGCUGUGAUUGUCUGCAGGGUUUCCAGCUGACCCACUCUCUGGGUGGUGGAACCGGUUCUGGGAUGGGCACCUUACUGAUCAGCAAGAUCCGUGAGGAGUACCCCGACCGCAUCAUGAACACCUUCAGUGUGGUGCCGUCUCCCAAGGUCUCUGACACAGUGGUGGAGCCAUACAACGCCACACUCUCAGUACACCAGCUGGUGGAGAACACGGAUGAGACCUACUGCAUUGACAACGAAGCCCUAUAUGACAUCUGCUUCCGCACCCUCAAGCUCACCACUCCCACCUAUGGUGACCUGAACCACCUAGUCUCUGCCACCAUGAGCGGCGUAACAACCUGCCUCCGCUUCCCUGGACAGCUCAAUGCUGACCUCCGCAAGCUGGCGGUCAACAUGGUCCCCUUCCCCCGUCUCCACUUCUUCAUGCCUGGCUUCGCUCCUCUGACCAGCCGUGGCAGCCAACAGUAUCGAGCCCUCACGGUGCCAGAGCUGACACAGCAAGUCUUUGAUGCCAAGAACAUGAUGGCGGCCUGUGACCCCCGCCAUGGGCGCUACCUGACUGUGGCGGCUGUCUUCCGGGGCCGUAUGUCCAUGAAAGAGGUGGAUGAGCAGAUGCUGAACGUGCAGAACAAGAACAGCAGCUACUUCGUAGAGUGGAUCCCCAACAACGUCAAAACAGCCGUGUGUGACAUCCCUCCCCGUGGCCUGAAAAUGGCCGUCACUUUCAUUGGCAACAGCACAGCUAUCCAGGAGCUCUUCAAACGUAUCUCUGAGCAGUUCACCGCCAUGUUCCGCCGCAAAGCCUUCCUCCACUGGUACACAGGUGAGGGCAUGGACGAGAUGGAAUUCACAGAAGCAGAAAGCAACAUGAAUGACCUAGUCUCUGAAUACCAGCAGUACCAGGAUGCCACAGCCGAGGAAGAAGAAGACUUCGGUGAAGAGGCUGAGGAAGAAGCUUGAGGUUCAUCUACCGCCAUUU
Gekko japonicus is the source of this 1487-nucleotide messenger RNA. It is a transcript of the gene TUBB, whose product is annotated as tubulin beta class I. Bases 134 to 1468 code for a protein of 444 amino acids. Gene Ontology annotation, molecular function: GTP binding; structural constituent of cytoskeleton; GTPase activity. Gene Ontology annotation, cellular component: cytoplasm; microtubule. NCBI's taxonomy places the organism in Eukaryota, Metazoa, Chordata, Lepidosauria, Squamata, Gekkonidae. Gene Ontology annotation, biological process: microtubule cytoskeleton organization; mitotic cell cycle. The transcript has 4 exons. The record is from RefSeq and is a predicted model, not a curated record.